Humulus lupulus (European hop) is the source of this 1777-nucleotide messenger RNA. Its product is annotated as mediator of RNA polymerase II transcription subunit 19a-like. Gene Ontology annotation, biological process: positive regulation of transcription by RNA polymerase II. Lineage: Eukaryota; Viridiplantae; Streptophyta; Magnoliopsida; Rosales; Cannabaceae. The record is from RefSeq and is a predicted model, not a curated record. The transcript is spliced from 7 exons. Gene Ontology annotation, molecular function: transcription factor binding; transcription coregulator activity. Bases 564 to 1205 code for a protein of 213 amino acids. Gene Ontology annotation, cellular component: mediator complex.
AUUAAGACAUAAAUAAAUAAAUCAAAAAUAAGAGAGAGAGAGAGGAGAGGCUGAAGAAUAAACCGAAACCCUCCCAAGUCCAAACCCUAGUUCUAUUCUGUCUGUACUAUUAUUACCCUUCACUGCAAACUAUCUAGAACCUUCUUUGAUCUGUGAAUUCCGUCUAGGGUUUCGUCUCUGAUUUCUCUCCGGUUAUCCAAUUCUGCGCUUUUUUUUUUCUACCGGAAAAUCUCCUAACCCAAUAAUUUUUCCUUACUCCGUCCCGGACUUUCGCAAUUCGUAAGGUCAAAUUCUUUGGCUAACUCUCUGUCCAGAUUUUAGCCGAGGGCUUUGAUUUAUUCGGGGUUAAUUGUUUUUUCGGUGACCCAUUUCUGUUGGGAUUUUAAUUUUAUAGCUAGUUGAGUUGGGAGUUUGAGACCCUUUUGGCGUGUGGAAGAGAGAGGAAGACGAAGCCGUAGACUGGAAUUUACUAUUUAUUUCUUGUGAUCUGAAGCAGUAGAGGAAGUAGAAUUCAGGAUCCAUGUCAGAGUUGAUAAAAUCUCCCUGUUUUAUGAGAUAGACCAAUGGACUCUGAAUACAAGAAGUUUGGAAGAGGACCGAGGGAGCUGACUGGCGCUGUAGAUCUUAUAAGUCACUUCAAGUUGCAGGCCCAACACGAUUUUUUUUGCAAGAAGCCACUUCCUUUAUCAAUCGCGGAUACACACUAUCUUCACAAUGUGGUGGGAGACACAGAAAUUAGGAAAGGAGAAGGAAUGCAAUUGGAUCAACUUAUUCAGAGUACAUCGUACUCAAGAGACACUAAUGCACGUAUACAGCCUUUUGACCUAGAUGUUCUCCAAGAGGCCUUCCAGCUUAGGGAAACUGGUCCUGUUGAAUUGCCACCAUCAGAGAAGGGAACUCCGACGAUUCCAGGGAAGUCAAAGAGCGAGUCAAAGGAUAAGGAGAGGAAACAUAAAAAGCACAAGGACAGGGAUAAAGAGCAUAAGAAGCACAAACAUCGCCACAAGGAUCGAAGUAAAGACAAGGAUAAAAAGAAGGAUAAAAGUGGACAUCAUGAAUCUGGUGCUGACCACUCUAAGAAACACCAUGAAAAGAAAAGGAAGCAUGACGGAGAUGAAGAUGUUAACGAUAUUCACAGACACAAAAAAAGUAAGCAUAAGAGCUCAAAAAUUGAUGAAGUCGGUGCAAUUAAGGUAGCAGGCUGAAAUGAGGCAUCCAAUACGUAUUUCAUUUUCUUCAGAUGCUUGUCGUUUAGAGUUGGGAGGGGUCUAUUAUUUUCAUUAUGAAGUUUCUUGAGAGUAGCUUUGAACUGACUAAAGAUUGUGAAGGUGAAUUCACCUCUUGAGAGGUAUGUGGAGUCAAGGUAAAAGUUGACAGAAAUGAACCUCUUUGUAAAAUAACAGUUGUCCCAUAUGAUUUGCUUGUAUUGGAAGGAACUCUAAUUUCACUUUAUGUCAUAUGUACACAAAUGACUUUCUGGCUUUUCUUAUUUUCCCCUCCCUUUAGAAUUUGAGUCGUAACUUGUCCUUAGAAGUUGCAGCUUUCAGUUGUAGAGAAAUAGGUGAUAAAGGGAUGGUAUUAUGAUCUUUUUAUCCUCUUUAUAUUGUAUUAAUGACUAAGAUUAUUGGUAGUUUGUCCAAAAGGGUUUUUUGAAGGCUUGGUUUUUUGUAUGAUUAACAAGUGAUUCACCUAUAGCUGAACUGGUCCUAAGUUAUUGUGAGGUCAUUGGGACAUUCAUUAUUCCUGGUACUUAGAUUUUACCUUGACUCUGUUGUAA